AUGCAGAUCUUCGUGAAAACCCUAACGGGGAAGACGAUUACUCUCGAGGUGGAGAGUUCCGAUACCAUUGAUAAUGUCAAAGCCAAGAUCCAGGACAAGGAAGGAAUUCCUCCGGAUCAACAACGGCUCAUCUUCGCCGGCAAGCAGCUCGAGGACGGCAGAACCCUAGCCGAUUAUAAUAUCCAAAAGGAGUCCACCCUUCACCUCGUCCUCCGUCUCCGCGGCGGUAUGCAGAUCUUUGUCAAAACUCUCACCGGCAAGACCAUUACCUUGGAAGUCGAGAGUUCUGAUACAAUCGACAACGUUAAAGCAAAGAUCCAGGAUAAGGAAGGGAUUCCCCCUGAUCAGCAAAGGCUCAUAUUCGCCGGGAAACAGUUGGAAGACGGCAGAACCCUAGCGGAUUACAAUAUUCAGAAGGAAUCGACUCUUCAUCUCGUCCUCCGCCUCCGUGGUGGAAUGCAGAUCUUCGUCAAGACGUUAACCGGGAAAACGAUCACUCUAGAGGUUGAGAGCUCGGAUACGAUUGAUAAUGUCAAGGCAAAGAUUCAGGACAAGGAGGGUAUUCCGCCUGAUCAACAGAGGCUUAUAUUUGCUGGGAAGCAGCUUGAAGAUGGGCGGACUUUGGCUGAUUAUAAUAUUCAAAAGGAGUCCACUCUGCACCUUGUUCUGCGUCUUAGAGUGUCAACUUUAACCUCCUUUACUCCAGCAUCAAAUCUGUUGUCCCUUUAA
Lactuca virosa is the source of this 729-nucleotide messenger RNA. The record is from the annotation of a GenBank genome assembly. NCBI's taxonomy places the organism in Eukaryota, Viridiplantae, Streptophyta, Magnoliopsida, Asterales, Asteraceae.